Molecule: messenger RNA, 1205 nt
Organism: Exophiala viscosa
Lineage: Eukaryota; Fungi; Ascomycota; Eurotiomycetes; Chaetothyriales; Herpotrichiellaceae
Exons: 1
Coding region: 239-940 (233 amino acids)
Source: RefSeq, a predicted model, not a curated record
AUACCAUUCUCACCACAGCAUUGAUAUUGUCGCUCACAGCAACAGCGCAACGCCUGUCCGCACUGAUUUACGAUCUAUCCCAUGUGUUCUUGAAGGAAGACAUCAUAAUACGGCUCUGGUCUGAGGGUUUGAAAGCAAAAGCGCAAGGAAUCAGGCUUCAAUAUGGCUCCGGUAUGUUCUUCUCGUCAAUAUCUUCUCAAAGGCCCAGAGACAGGCAUGAGUACACCGCUCUGUUACUAUGCCACACCUUCCUUCACUGUGCAUUAUGCUUCUUUCGAGCUUUUUUGGCCGGUACCUUGGCACUCUGCCCACAGAGAGUGGCCUCAAAGCCUUGCCCAUUCUUUGUCGACGUUUACCAUUCCGGAGUACUACACCAUACAAUCACCACAACAUGGCUCCUGGCAAGCGUUCGGCCCGCUCCUUCACUCCACGCGCAGCGCAACCCGCUCGGCGUCGUGCACAAGGUCCUCCUCGUCCUCACCGACCAAAUCGCCACGUUGCUCGAUGUCGCUUUUGCGCAUCGGAGUUCGAUGACAACAGUAGCGUCUACCGGCACUGUCAAAGCCACCACCAAGAUGUUCCUGAGGUGGCUGCCGUCCUUGCUGCUGGGAGAAAGAGUGAUCGCAACUGGGCCGUCCCCAUCGGCACACCAGCCAACAAUGCGGGUGGAGCGGUGCAUGCGCCAGCGCAGCAUCAGCAGCAACAACAGCAACAGCAACAACAGGCGGCGGCGGUGGCGGCGGACCAUGGCAACGAUGUUGUCGACGAGCCUGUGAAUGGCAACGAUGACCAGUACCAGGGUCUGUCUGGUACUCAACAACCACCACAACAGCAGCAAGACAACGAUGAUGCGGAGGACGACGCUGCUUGCAUGACAUACACAUAUCCAGAUCCAGAGGAGUGCCACACUGGGGUGUACCGACCAAGAGAGGGUCGUUGAUAUUGGCAUGUGUUGCCUGAACAAUGGAACUGGAUCUGGACAAUCACCAAUUGUGAAUUCUGCGACUUGCUUGUGAUGCGUUCCGUUCGAUUAUCUUGCUUCCAACCGCGUUGACUCGUGCUUUACUCCGCCCUCACAACGCGUCCACAAUGACUGGUCCAACCAACGCGCCUCCCAUGAGGAAAACUUAUCUGGUACUGACUGUUCACGAAUCGUGCCCCUUGCUCAUCGCCUGUCUCUUCGUCGCCGUGAAAUUUGACUCUAC